AUUUUGUAAAAUAUAUAUAUAAGGAAGUAUAAGAAGAAUAUGUUAAAUGUACAUUCAACGUUUCUAAGAAACGCAUUGCAAAUUUCCUUCAAUUAUAUAAUUAAUAUAUAUGUUUCUCGUUUCUCUUUUAAGUAUUCAUUAAAUUCAUUUCACUAUCUCUCUUGGCACAUAAUUUUAUCUGAUCUUCGAUAGUUGCGAAAGUUUGCUCGCUAAUCAAACAGACAGACAGAAAAGUGUGCUUUGGCAUAUAACUUCUUAUACUGACUUAAAAAGUAUCCGACGUCGCUGAUGAGAGUCGAAGAUGCAAUUUCGUGGGAUACGCCUCCGAGGCACGCGAUGUCGCGCGACACGAUUUCGUCUCCUCGGUGUCUUCAGUCUUCUCUCGACUCUCCGCCCCGACGAUUGCCCGAUCACAGAAGGAGCGAGCGACUUCUGCUGUGGCACAAUUAAGUCACCCCCGAAGACGUCGCGUGUCUCAGACGCGUUUUAAUCUCUCCGAAGAUUUUACCUUUUGAUUGACACCCAAUAAUUGUGUAAAACAUAUCCUUCCAUCUUCGCCAAAGUCCUUAUUUGUAUACAUAUUUUGGAAGUAGAACUAGUCGUUUCUCGUCGUGCGACAGCUUCCUGGGGGUGCGCGAUGACAGUCGGCGAUCCGUCAGCGGAACCGGAAAGAUCUUUCGACGACGUCGAGAUCAAGGUCACCGUCGAUGCGCAUAAAACUAGUAUAUUUACCCUCUAUGCAAAGAUAUUUCGGCUCCUUCUUUCCACGCAGACACCGAAUCUCAGUCUUCUCAGCGAUGAGGAACGCGACAAAGAACUCGAAAAAUUGAUAUUGCCAAGCAAUGAAGAAUGGCGUCACCGAGUUUAUCACAGCCUCGUCGAGUUACAGAGGGAAAAGGAUGCUGAAACCGAAGAUAAAAGGACGGAGGAGCUUAAGCGGUCUAUGAGCCGCAAGAAUUCGCAGGAUGACUGGGAAUGGCGUCCCAGAGAGGGAGGACAUCUCCCUAAGGGAAGAAGAGACGAAAGUCAGGACGUCGUGGCUUCCUUGAAGGCCAUCUCGGGAUCCGGUGGUUCGAUGACGGAGGCUUGCGUAGAACCGGGUUGGCGUGUCAAUGAUAUCGUCCUCGCCGCCAAGGUUCUCCAAAAUGCGCGACCCUCUCCGAGUUAUGCCAAUGAAGCUGAAAUGAGACGCGUCUUUGGUUUAGUCUACGACGUUUUGAGAUACAAGAACAUUUUGAACCGUGCUCUCGAAGACGCUGGAUUUUGGUAUGAAAAUUCAGCUCUGAAGCAACGAGAAAGGGUGGUCUGGUUAUUGUUGUACGAUAUGCAGGGAAGAAAAUUUGCACGACGGCGUGAUGGAAAUGCACUUGAGAUUCGAAACAGGAUAUUCAAGACUUAUGGAUUGAAGAACAUCGAAAACGCUCUUUUGAAGGCAAAGACACAUCUGGCAGCAAGCAUCUCGCGUCUUCGUAUCGGCGGUUCAGCGCUCAGUCUUGACGAGCUUCUUCCAAUGCAUUUGCGCACCGCUGAAGGAAUCAGCUGGUCCGAUGAAGGCGCGAUCGCUUCCGGAUGGAUCAACACCAUGAGAGUAGCUGAUAAGGACGAAUUUGUUAAAGACAUGUCGCGGCUGAAGCUCGAAUUCUGCGACGACAUUAGAACCAUGGAGCUCAAGGAGACCGACUUCAUCUUCGAUACAGUUUGCCCGAAGAUAAUCAAUUUGCAUGACAAGGCGCGGGAGAGACUCGCCGUGUCCGAUCUGGUUCACAGCCAUCGCUUUAUCUUUCUGGAAAGAUCCUUGUGUCUCGGAGCAGCUACGCUGGCCCAGGCGAUCCGCGUCGCUCGUCUUUGUGGUCCCGUCAUCCUCACGCACUCAAUCGCACCUCGUCACACGGGAUACUUGGCGGGACUCCUGGCUGACAUCGAGGACGCCGGGAGACUGUUGGUCUUUGGCGCCGGGGAUCGUCGCUGCGAAUACGAGGCUUAUCUCGAGACCCUGGGCGUUACUCUGCAACACUGCCAAAUUUUCUCCGAAAAAUACGUAUCUCCACCAACAUCCAUCGAGCUGGAAAGAGCGACUGUCGUUCUAGCAACUCCCCCAUGCAGCUACACCGGCAUCCGGGACAUCGUCGACCUCGCUGUCGCUCGCGGCGGCGACAUCGGCCUCCUGGAAUCGUUGACCAGCGACCUGACGGGUGGCGAGAUGAAGCAUCCCCGGGCUCUGCUCGCCGAACAAUUUUCCACGCUUAAGCACGCGCUCACCAGGCCGAACAUACAGUUCCUGAUAUACGAGGUGCACACGAUUCUCCCGUCCGAAACUACGGAGAUGAUUCGACAGGUUGUCGAAUACGCCAAUCGAAUAGCCACGGAGAAGUACAUUCGCGAGCAUCCUCCAAAGAGGAAGGCUGCAUCGAAAGAUGGUAGCGGAAAAGUUUCCAAAAUUAGACAACCUGCUAGACAAGAACAGGACGAUCAUUCGCAGAUGCAGCACGAACAAACGCUCUCGAUCAAGCAGGAGGAUGAGGAUGAAGGAGGAUCAUCGUUGAUGACGACUGAUGACAUUGUCAUCCCCGACAGUGAUUUGUUCGAAGUGGGAAGUAUCGACGAAAUUUACGGCGAGGAUAGCGAGCGGACCCUAGAUCCAGGCUGCUUCGUCGCCGUAAUAAAACGAAAGGAGAUGAUGCAGUUCGAUUCGCUUUUUAUGAUCAAGGUCGCGGAAUCGAAGGGAUUAUUCGGCGAUCCUGACAAGGAGCGAACCCCGAAGCAGAGGACUGAAGUAACGUCGGCGGCGACGCGUCAACCGUCGCGAACGAAUCGCCGAGGUCUCAAGCGUGCCAAAAAAUAUGAUUUAUAUCGACUGGAUAAAGGUCCGCCCGAAAAAGCGACCCUAAAUAUCAACGAUGCCACGAAUGCUCUCAAAAAAAUGAACUACAUACGUCGGAUGGAGAACAAAGCCGCGGAGCUAUACAGACAGCGACUCAUCAAUGGUUUCUUACACUUAUAUGCCGGCCAGGAAGCUAUAGUGAUGGGUCUCAGGAUGGCCAUUGCCGAGCAGGACACCGUCAUCACGGCGUACAGGUGUCACGGCUUCGCUGUCAUCUUCGACAUCCCGGCGCGGGCGGUUUUCGCGGAACUUAUGGGACGCAAAACUGGUGCCUCCAAGGGCAAGGGCGGCUCGAUGCACAUGUAUGCGCCGCGAUUCUACGGCGGCGACGGUAUCGUUGGCGGACAGGUACCGAUCGGCACCGGUAUGGCUCUGGCCCACAAAUACAACGGCACAGGCGGCGUGGCUUUUACGUUGUACGGCGACGGUGCGGCUUCGCAGGGCCAACUCCACGAAGCUUGGAACAUGGCGAAGCUGUGGAAUCUGCCGGUGGUCUACAUCUGCGAGAAUAACCACUAUGGCAUGGGCACGGCCGUGCACCGGGCAUCCGCGAACACGAAGUUGUACACGCGCGGAGAUCUCAUACCUGGAAUAAAGGCUGAUGGAAUGAAGGUCGUGGAUGUGCGAGAAGCUGUGCGUUUCAGCAGAGAUUUUGCGCUUAGAAACGGACCAAUCGUAAUAGAGAUGGUAACUUAUCGUUACUUCGGACACAGUAUGAGCGAUCCCGGAUACUCGUAUCGCACCAGAGAAGAAAUCAAAAGUGUACAAAGCGAACAAGAUCCAAUUAUGUUGUUUAACAAGCUCGUCGUAGAGAAGGGACUUAUGACCAAGAAAGAUGUCGAGGAUAUACGCACUGCAAUGUAUAAGAAGGUCGAUGAGGAAGUGGAACAAGCCAAAGCUGAUGAGUGGCCAGAAAUGUCGGAAAUUUCGUCUAAUGUUUACGUCAAACCGUUGGAGAAGAUUCGCGGUAAAGUUCCCUGGGAAACGCACUAGAGACAAUAAUCAGUGUACAGAUAAUUUUCUCAUCGAAAAUUAUUUAUUAAUCCUGCCUCCUGCGUGUCCUCCUGUGCGCAAGAAUUUUAAUUUUUUACAACGUAGAGUGAUUUAAAUUAUUUAUUCGUACUUUAGAUAAAAAUGUAUAUCGCGUCUUACAAAAAUAUAAUGCGGUUCUUUUUGAAAGAGUAUAAUAUAAAGUAGUCUAAAACUGUUUCGAAAACAAUCUCUUGGACAUUUUGAUACAUUCAGAAACAACCAAUAACAUUGGUAAUUUAUUUCUGUUGAAAAUUAAUAUAUAAAAUAAAAUCAGACUUUUACAAUGAUGCUUUUCAUUUCUCAGAUAUCUAAUGUUGAGUCAUUACUUGAGAUAUCUCUCGAUUGCAACAUUGAAUGCUAUAGACGCAUCUAUAUUUAUCUGUAGUAGAAUACAAUAUACAACAUAAGCAAUAUUUUUUUUCCACCCACCUGCGAUGUAAAAAUCAAUUUUCAAUAAACACAACGAAUUUUUUCCUCAUUCUCAGGUCAUCUUAUAAAACUUAGUAAAGUGAAGGGAGAAGAGUAAUCUAAUUUUUUAUUGAUUCCAUUCGAUAGAAACGAUCAAUUAAGCGAUAACUUUUUUUAAAUGAGAGGACUUGAAUAAGAUGCAGGAAAUGGUAGGAGAGAUAAGAAACACGAAUAAAUGAGUUCGAUUGUGAAAGAGAGAAGAGGAGCGCGGAAGGCGGAGGACGAGGCUGAAGCGACCAUCUCGAUUCGCGGCGAAAGCACUAGGCGAGAGUCGGUUUAUGUCAUUUGCACGUAUCACGUCGUCGCGUUAAUUGAAUUCUAAAGAAUUCUGAGACGAGAAACAGUCUUCCUCUCUCUAGUAGCUCUGAACGAGAUAUCGGAUAGUUCGGUCGUUCUUUAUUCCACUUUCUUCUCAUCUUUUAAUUCGCAGCAGACCCAUCAACUCUCGAUAACCAGCUCGAAAUUCUCUGACAGGAAACAACAGCGGUGGGUGUCAGGACAGUCUUAACUCAGCAGGACAUUACGGAGUACAGAUAUCACGGCUUCGGACACAGUAUAUGAGCAAUCCUGGAUACUCAUAUCGCACCAGAGAUAAAUUCAAAACUAUACAACAUACAUACAAAGCGAACAAGAUCCAAUCAUGUUGCUUAACAAGCUCGUCGUAGGAAAGGGACUUGUGACCGAGAAGACGUCGAGGAUAUAUGCACUGCAAUGUACAAGAAGGUCGAUGAGGAAGUGGAGCAAGCCAAGGCUGAUGAGUGGUCAGAAAUGUCGGAAAUCUCGUCCAAUGUUUACGUCAAACCGUUGAAGAAGAUUUGCGGUAAAGUUCUUUAAGAAAUGCACUAGAGACAAUAAAUAAUCAUAUAUACA
Nylanderia fulva is the source of this 5251-nucleotide messenger RNA. NCBI's taxonomy places the organism in Eukaryota, Metazoa, Arthropoda, Insecta, Hymenoptera, Formicidae. The record is from RefSeq and is a predicted model, not a curated record.